Molecule: messenger RNA, 515 nt
Organism: Andrographis paniculata
Lineage: Eukaryota; Viridiplantae; Streptophyta; Magnoliopsida; Lamiales; Acanthaceae
Product: 60S ribosomal protein L37-3-like
Exons: 4
Coding region: 81-365 (94 amino acids)
Biological process (GO): translation
Cellular component (GO): ribosome; cytosolic large ribosomal subunit
Molecular function (GO): RNA binding; structural constituent of ribosome
Source: RefSeq, a predicted model, not a curated record
GGCUUUUCUAUUUCAUAUAAACACUUCCAUUGACCCUUUCUUGUGGCUACAGAGACGAAUUAGGGUUUCUGAACAGAGCAAUGGGUAAGGGAACUGGGAGCUUCGGGAAGAGGCGAAACAAGACGCACCUGCUAUGUGUCAGGUGCGGUCGCCGCAGCUAUCACGCUCAAAAGAAGCUCUGUGCUGCAUGUGCUUGGCCCGCCGCUCGUAAGAGGACAUACAACUGGAGUCAGAAGGCUAUUCGAAGAAAGACUACCGGAACCGGACGAAUGAGGUACCUCCGGCAUGUUCCUCAAAGAUUCAAGACCAAUUUCAGAGAAGGUACUGAAGCUGCACCUAGGAAGAAGGCAGCAGCUUCUACAUGAGGGGGGUCCCAUUUGGACCAAUUUUAAGUUACAUUUUUUGGUUGGUAUUUUGAAAGCUAUGGUAGUAGCUUUGGAUUGUCAUUUAAACCCAUUUGAAUACUUUAUUGAGUUGUCAAGUUAUUAUUGGCAAAAAAAAAAAAAGUAUUACUA